CACCACACCCAGGCUGCCCCCUCCCGCCAGGCCUGCCGGACCCGGCGCGUCUUCUCCCUGCCACCCGCGGUCGCCUCGGGCGGGGAUCGGUGCCCCGGAGCGCAAAGCCUGACGCGCCCCCCUUUCUCGUCCCCCACCCCCGCCGCCCAGUCCCCGGCGGCGAUGAGACAGAGCGGCGCCUCCCAGCCCCUGCUGAUCAACAUGUACCUGCCAGAUCCCGUCGGAGACGGUCUCUUCAAGGAAGGGAAGAGCCCUGGUUGGGGGCCGCUGAGUCCCGCGGUACAGAAAGGCAGCGGGCAGAUCCAGCUGUGGCAGUUCCUGCUGGAGCUGCUGGCCGACCGCGCCAACGCCGGCUGCAUCGCGUGGGAGGGCGGCCACGGCGAGUUCAAGCUCACCGACCCCGACGAGGUGGCGCGGCGCUGGGGCGAGCGCAAGAGCAAGCCCAACAUGAACUACGACAAGCUCAGCCGCGCGCUGCGCUACUACUACGACAAGAACAUCAUGAGCAAGGUGCACGGCAAGCGCUACGCCUACCGCUUCGACUUCCAGGGCCUGGCGCAGGCCUGCCAGCCGCCCCCCGCGCACGCCCACGCCGCCGCGGCCGCGGCCGCCGCGGCAGCCGCCCAGGACGGCGCGCUCUACAAGCUGCCCGCCGGCCUGGCCCCGCUGCCCUUCCCCGGCCUCUCCAAGCUCAACCUCAUGGCCGCCUCGGCGGGCGUCGCGCCCGCCGGCUUCUCCUACUGGCCCGGCCCGGGCCCCGCCGCCACGGCGGCCGCCACCGCUGCGCUGUACCCCAGCCCCGGCUUGCAGCCCCCGCCCGGGCCUUUCGGCGCCGUGGCCGCCGCCUCGCACUUGGGGGUCACUACCACUAGACGGGCGGCCCCGACCCCAGACGGAACCCGGCCCCGGCCUGCGCGCGUCCGGAGAGCGGGCCGAGCCGCCCCCACCGGUUCUUUGACCUCGGAUUCUGCUCCCCCGCGGCGCCCAGCCCGGGGGGGAGGGUCAUAA
Molecule: messenger RNA, 1008 nt
Organism: Talpa occidentalis (Iberian mole)
Lineage: Eukaryota; Metazoa; Chordata; Mammalia; Eulipotyphla; Talpidae
Gene: FEV
Product: FEV transcription factor, ETS family member
Exons: 3
Coding region: 163-1008 (281 amino acids)
Biological process (GO): regulation of transcription by RNA polymerase II; cell differentiation
Cellular component (GO): nucleus
Molecular function (GO): DNA-binding transcription factor activity, RNA polymerase II-specific; sequence-specific DNA binding
Source: RefSeq, a predicted model, not a curated record